AUGUUUUCCGAUUCCACGUCAUCCUCGUUUUCAAAAUCCUUCAUAAAUAUUGGAUAUGAAGAGGAAAAUGAAGAAGAAACUCAUGAAGAGCACAAAUCAAUCAGGUAAAUACAAAAUUUAAAAUUUUUUCCGAGAGAAAAUAUAAGUUUUUUUCAGACGUCCAAUGCUCACAUCAACGCCACGUGUCAUCUGUCGAUUCACGGAAAAUUCGUGAGUUUUGAUGUUUUCUAUUGAAAAUAAAAAAUAUCUGAAAUCUGCAGGAACGUGGCAUUUUUUACACGCGAAGAAGAACCGAUGGUUGCUCAUUUUAGAGAUGAUUCGCUUCGAGAUGUUUCGGAAAAUAGUCAAGGAUAUCGAUAUUUUUAUCAGGUAAAUUUACAGACCGAGUAAAAUUGUGAUUUUUGAAAUGUUGACCUUGAAAAAUUUUCUACAAAAAUUAUGAUGUCUGUAGUUUAACCUUACACUUUUUCACAAAACUUGUGACAAAAGAUCAGUAAUCAAUCAAAAAAUAAAAUGGAAAGAUUAUUUCCGUUUUUUGAUGAAACAUUUUUAAAAGUUAUUUCCAACAAAAGAUAAUCGAUUAUUCUAGACAAUUUUGUUGAAAAAAAACCAGAAAUUGUCAUGGCCUGACAGUGAUUUUCUAGGCCAUCACCUUUCAUCUCGAUAUAUAUCCACUUAUCUAUUUAUAAAAAAUCAGGGGGUAUAAAUAAAUCAUAUCAAUUUGUCUCAAAAUUCGUUUCUUCUAAUCAAUGCGCAAAAAGUGAUACGAUCAGUCAUUUUGUGUAACUUUGCCAUUUUUGGCGCGCAAUACUGACUAAUUAGAGACGCAGAGACGGAAACACAAGAAAAAAAAGAGUAGAGAAUGAAUGGAAAUAUCUCAUUUCAUUUUGAUAUGAUUGUUAUUUAUCGACAUUUUUUAUUGCGAGAUUUUGGACAAGACUAGGCUAAAAAUUGGGGUGGGAGCUAGAGUUUAGGAUUUUUGGGAUUCUAGGCCUCCAGUGAAAUCUAGGUCGCGUGCUUUCUAGUUUCUUAAAAGAUAACAUAUAUUUUUCUAGGCCUCCGUAUUCUUCACCCCGAUAAAUGUAUUUCAGAUGACUUGGAAUUCCAAAACCUGACCUAGCUAGUUUAAUGUUUUCUGAAUUUCUAGGCCAGGAUUUUUGGGGGCCUAGAAAUUCAAAUUUUUUUCAAUAUUCUGCAAUUAAUUUUCCCAAUGUCCACAAAACGUCAUUGGAAUAAAAACCAAACAAAAAAUCAAAAAAUUCGUUAUUGUAUUAUAUUUUUCUUGCUUAUUCAAAAAAAAUUUAUAUAGCAAUUAUUCACUGGUUUUUCCCAUUCCAUUUCUUGAAAAAAUUCAAAAGUUUCCUAUUCGACCCAUAUUUUUUUGCAGGCCUCAUUCUUGCGUCAACGUCCGGGUCUAAAGGCGCACGUGCAACAAGCAUCGCGAAAAUUCAUCGAUCUUGUCAAUCGUAAAUUGGUCUCGACACGAUAUCCGAAGACACGUGGCAACAACAACAACGAAGAAGCUGAAGAUCAGGAACCACUUGAUAUUGAGAUUGCACGAGACGAUAACGAAUAUAUCAAUUUGUCGGAAAUCUUCACUGGUCCCACUGUCGCUCCACCACCAAAUCCACCCGGAGGAAAACUGCCCGAUAAAAAUUGUUUGUCUGCCAAAAAAUCUGGAAAUCGUAUCGAAAUGGGAUCGCUUCAUCGAUCCGAUCGAAUGCAUCAUUUUCAGAUGAUAUUUGCACGAGAAACUGCUUAUAAUUGUAUUGCGGAAAUUGGCAAAUUACCAAGUGUCCAAUUUAUUGAUGUGAGAAUUUUUUUAAACAAAAAUCAUUUUUUAAUUUUGAAAAAUAAUUUUCAGCUCAAUUCAAACAUUAGUUUGUAUGCUCGUGGAUAUGUUGAUCAUAUUAGAAGAUGUGAAGAAAUGGAGAGAAAAAUUCGUGAGUUUUUGUGAGGGUUUUUUUUGAACUGGUGGCCACAAUUAAAAUUUAUCCAGUUUUUAUUUCGAAAAAAUUAAUUUACAGUUUGGUUCAAAUUCUUAUAAUUUUAUUGAUUUUCUAUGUAAUAAUUAGGGUUGGUUCAACAUUUUUCAACAUAAUUAGAGGUCUGAAAUUAGGAUGAAAUUGAGAUUUACCAAAAAAAUGCAAAAUGAAUCAAGUUUUUAGAUAUUUUGUUGGGAAUUUUGAAAACAAUAGAUCAAGAUACUUAAAUAAUUUUUUCUUAGGAUACGUCGAAAUGGAAUUGAUAACAUGUCGUCCCGAAAUCGAUCCUCUACCAAUUGAUUUUCAAAAUCUGACCGCUCCAACAAUGUCCGAAAUCAAUUCAAUCGAUGCUCGACUUGAUUCGUUGGAACGAGACAUUGGUGAUUUGAAUUCGAAUGAUCAACAAUUGCGCAAAAAUUUGAAUUCGGCCAAAGAAUUUCAUCAAUGUAUGCAAAUGGUUGAAGAGUUCUUUCAAAUUCACAAAGACGAAGAAAAAGCGACAUUGAAGAAUUCGGCGACUGCUGAAGAUAGUUUGUUUUCGAAAAGUUUUAAUCGAACAAUGAGUGAGGCGGUGAGUCAAGAUUAGGAUUACUGUAGUUAAUUUAGAACAUUUGGUCUGCUGUUUUUCAAAAAUAUAUUUUGGACUGAAAAAAACCAGCAUUUUGAAUUUUGUUACGCAACAAAAAUCCGGAAGGAAUUUAUUCUCUGAUCUCCUCUUCAUCCAAAUUUUGGUUUCCAAACAGUUUUUUUCAGGCUCCAAAUUCUCCACUUCUUGGCCCUGGCGAAGAUAAUGCUUGGUUCAUUGCUGGUGUUUUGUUGUGGGACAAACGUGCAUCUUUCGAGCGAGUUUUGUGGCGAGCAAGUCGAAGAACUGCUUUUGUCAAGUGUAGUAAUGAAUCAUUUACAGUUGAAGAUCCUGAAACUGUGAGUUAUUUUUUUGAAGUUUUCGAAAAUUGAAUCCGAGAGAUGAUGUCAGAUCCGAUUGUAAAAAAAGAAUAAAUUCCAUUUGUUUUCAACCGAAAAUUUCAGCGUGAACCAGUUCAAAAAUGCGUGUUCAUUUCGUUUUUCAAAGGUGAUGCACUUGGUUUAAUUAUUGACAAAGCUUGUGAUGGAUUUGGUGCCACAAAAUAUCCAUGUCCAAAAACAUCGAAAGAUCGAAACAUGAAAAUGGCUGAAAUGGAAGGUCGAAUCAAUGAUCUCGGAAUUGUUAUUGAUACAACACAGAAACAUAGACACAGUGUACGUUUUUAUAUCUUUUUUUCUUUUUGUUUGAAAAUUGUUACGAGGAGAAUUCAGAUUCUUCAAGAGAUUGCACCCGUUUUACCUGAAAUGCUUCGCCACGUGUCAAUUCGCAAAGCUGUUUUUCACACGAUGAAUAUGUUUACAAAAAGUGCGAGUUCGGAUAAAUUGGAGAAAAAUUCGUCAAACGGAAAUUCAGAUAUGUUUUUGUUUGGAGAAUGUUGGAUUCCGGAUACGGAGUUGGAAAAUGUGAAAGCAGCUAUGAAAAAAUCAUUUGUGAGUUGUUAUAUUUUGAGGGUUAAAAAGAAGCUGGCAAAUGUUUUCAUGAGUUAGGUUACUGUAGGUUUUACGAGUUUAGAAAGACAUUUUUAUUAUCAAUCAAAUAUUUUUAAAUAUAAUAAUUUGAAGUUACAGUAAUCUUAUCAAAGUUUUUAGUAGUAUUUAUCAAAAACAUUUUUAGAAACCACAAUAUGUUUUUUUUUUCAAAAAAAUUUCAUGCCAAAAUAAUGAUAAUUUUUCAAUAUCUCAAGCCCUAAAAAAUCGAUAAUUUUGUUUUUCAGUCAAUAAAUGGAAGUCAAAUUGAGCCGGUUCUUCGUGAAAUUGAAUCCAAUGCAAUUCCUCCGACUUAUCAUCGAACCAACAAAUUUACUAAAGUUUUUCAAAGUAUUGUUGAUUCUUAUGGAGUUUCACAAUAUCGUGAAGUUAAUCCAGGUAUUUUUCUCCUUUUUUAUUUGUUUAUUCAGAAAUUAUCUGAUCUUAUUUCAGCUCCUUAUAUUAUUAUAACUUUUCCAUUUCUUUUUGCAAUUAUGUUUGGCGAUGCGGCUCAUGGAUUUAUUCUACUUUUAGCUGCUUGUUUUUUCAUUUUCAAUGAGACGAAAAUUUAUAAGAAGAAGAUUCGAGAUGAGGUAAAAUAAUCAGAAUUCGAAUUUUUAGAAAACAAUUUCUCCACAGAUUUUCAACACAUUUUUUGGUGGUCGCUAUAUUAUGAUGUUAAUGGGUAUAUUUUCGAUUUACACUGGAUUUCUUUACAAUGAUGCUUUUGCAAAAUCGUUCAAUAUAUUUGGAAGUAGCUGGAAAAAUAGUUUGAAUUUGACGCAACUUGAUAAAAUGAUUGAAAUUUCACAAAAAACCGAUAAAGCGAUUUUGGGUGAUUUGGUACCAGAAUUGGCGUAUGAUCGAGAAAAUGGGCCAUAUCCAUUUGGUGUUGAUCCAAUUUGGAAUAUUGCCGAAAAUCGAUUAGUAUUUUUGAAUUCGAUGAAAAUGAAAGCGUCGGUGAUUAUUGGAAUUACACAAAUGACUUUUGGAGUUUUUUUGUCGGCGUUGAAUCAUAUGUGAGUUUUUAAAGGUGUUUUUGUAGUCCGAUUCUUAUCAGAAAAGAUUCAAAAUUUCCCAAUUUCUCUUCCAAAAUCAUUUUCUGAGACAUCUUUCAAAAUAAAAUUUAAAUCCUAAAAAAAAUUUGAAAUUUCUUCGAUGAAAUGUACCUAUUUUAAUAUCCUCUCACUAUUUUUUUCCAAAACAUUAUUUUUUCAGUCAUUUCCGUUCAAAUAUCGAUAUUCUCACAAAUUUCAUUCCUCAACUCAUAUUUCUUUCUUCAAUCUUCAUAUAUUUAUGCGUUCAAAUUGUCAUCAAAUGGAUAUAUUUCUCUGUAAAUCCUGAAAAUAUUUUUGGCUAUGAAUAUCCGGGUUCAAAUUGUGCCCCAUCACUUCUGAUUGGACUAAUUAAUAUGUUUAUGUUCAAAUCGAGAAAAGAGGGAUAUACUGAAACAAAUAGUACAACUCCAGUUCAUAAUUGCCAUUUAACAUAUUGGUAUCCGAAUCAAAAAGAAAUUGAAAUAGGAUUAUUGGGAACUGCAUUGAUUUGUAUACCAAUUAUGUUGUUUGGAAAACCGAUUUGGGCAUAUUUGAAGAGUUCGAAUUCGAAGAAAAAACAGAAAAAGAUCAAUGGAGAAGAUAUUGAAUUGUUGAGCCAACACGAUGAUUUGAAUUUGGAUGAAGCUGUCGCGCAUUCGAUGUCUGAUAUUUUUGUGCAUCAAGCGAUUCAUACAAUUGAAUUUGUUUUGGGAUGUGUUUCACAUACAGCUUCAUAUUUGAGAUUGUGGGCAUUGUCAUUGGCACAUGCACGUGAGUUUUUUUUUGAGGAAUGGAAAUUUGUAGUUUGGUUUGAGGAUCCACGUAGCAAAGAUUUGAAAUCGUUCACAAUUUUUGUUGAUGUGAGAAAAUAUUUUGAAUUUAUUCGAAUCGAUCCUAGAAAGACAUUCGAAACAAAACUAUUGAAAAAAUUAAAACCAGCGUUAAAUUUUCAAAAUUUAAUAAUAAAAAUUUGGAAAAGUUUUCGAUGUUCUAGUGUUCAACUAUUGCGUUGUUUUUUUUCAGAACUCUCCGAAGUUAUGUGGCACAUGGUUCUAAUCAAUGGUUUAGCAUUAGCUGAUCAGGUUCCAGUAUAUCUUGCACCAAUUGUCACAGCUACAGUAAGACUUCAGUACUCCCUAAACUAUCAAAAUGUAUUUUUUCUUGCAGAGUUUCUUUAUUUUCGCUGUUUUAUCAAUGUCAAUUCUGAUAAUGAUGGAAGGACUUUCGGCAUUUUUACAUGCACUUCGUCUUCAUUGGGUUGAAUUUCAGUCGAAAUUUUAUGUUGGAACUGGACACAAAUUUCACGCAUUUCAUUUGUUGCAAUGUUUGGAAACGGCUAAACUUAUCACCGAUGUAAGUAUUUUUCUAAUACAUAUUUCUUGAAAAUCUUUCGAGUUUCAAAUUUCAGGAAGCUGAUCGAAAAGUUGAUGUCAUUCGAGGUGUCAAAUAA
Molecule: messenger RNA, 6023 nt
Organism: Caenorhabditis angaria
Lineage: Eukaryota; Metazoa; Nematoda; Chromadorea; Rhabditida; Rhabditidae
Source: the annotation of a GenBank genome assembly